Molecule: messenger RNA, 288 nt
Organism: Pipra filicauda (Wire-tailed manakin)
Lineage: Eukaryota; Metazoa; Chordata; Aves; Passeriformes; Pipridae
Product: C-C motif chemokine 4-like
Exons: 3
Coding region: 1-288 (95 amino acids)
Biological process (GO): cellular response to tumor necrosis factor; chemokine-mediated signaling pathway; neutrophil chemotaxis
Cellular component (GO): extracellular region
Molecular function (GO): CCR chemokine receptor binding; chemokine activity
Source: RefSeq, a predicted model, not a curated record
AUGAAGAUCUGCUCCUUGGCCCUGCUCACCCUGCUGCUGGCAGCUCCCUGGACUGGAAGUCAGGGCAUGUCCCUCCGCACAUCCCAUGCCAUGUGCUGCCACAAGGGCAUGUUCAUCAGGCGGGAAAUCCCUGCAUCCAAAAUCAAGAGCUACCAGAACACGCCUUCCCUCUGCUCCCGCAAGGCUGUGAUUCUGAAGCUGGAGAAGGGGACGGUCUGUGUGAAUCCAGAGGUGAGCUGGUUCCAGAAGUACCUGAAGGAAAAGAAGCUAAUCAACACCUCCAUGUGA